AUGUCAUCUUAUGCUGUAUGUGGUUCUAGAGCAUCUUUGGUACCUAAGAAAAAUCAACGUGCUAUUUACUCAUAUUUAUUUAAGGAAGGUGUAAUUGUGGUACAUAAAAACCCUAAUGAUCUUAGACAUUCAGAAUUAGACAUCUCAAACCUACAGGUUAUGUUAACAAUGAGAUCUUUAUUAUCAAAGGAAGUAGUAACUGAGAAGUUUACAUGGCAACAUAAUUAUUAUUUCUUAACAGAUGAGGGUAUUGAGUAUUUACGUCGUUACUUAGAUCUUCCAGCAUCUGUCUUCCCAGCAACUCAUACAAAAAAGACAAUAGAUCGACCAGGGAGAUCUGAAGGUCAUACAUUACGUGGGUAUGGAAGAAGUAGACAGCACCAUUAA
This is a messenger RNA of Cryptosporidium muris RN66, 387 nucleotides long. RefSeq names its product 40S ribosomal protein S10, putative. Gene Ontology annotation, molecular function: RNA binding; structural constituent of ribosome. The coding region runs from base 1 to 387 and encodes 128 amino acids. Gene Ontology annotation, cellular component: cytosolic small ribosomal subunit. Lineage: Eukaryota; Apicomplexa; Conoidasida; Eucoccidiorida; Cryptosporidiidae. The record is from RefSeq and is a predicted model, not a curated record. The transcript has a single exon.